Messenger RNA from Varanus komodoensis (Komodo dragon), 1488 nucleotides. RefSeq names its product breakpoint cluster region protein-like. Gene Ontology annotation, biological process: signal transduction; protein phosphorylation; positive regulation of GTPase activity. Gene Ontology annotation, cellular component: membrane. Bases 1 to 1488 code for a protein of 495 amino acids. Gene Ontology annotation, molecular function: GTPase activator activity; protein serine/threonine kinase activity. The record is from RefSeq and is a predicted model, not a curated record. The transcript has 2 exons. NCBI's taxonomy places the organism in Eukaryota, Metazoa, Chordata, Lepidosauria, Squamata, Varanidae.
AUGGUGGACCCGGUGGGCUUCGCCGAGGCGUGGCGCGCCCAGUUCGCCGACUCGGAGCCGCCCCAGAUGGCGCUGCGCUCCGUGAGCGACAUCGAGGCGGAGCUGGAGUGCUGCAAGGCGUCCAUCCGCAGCCUCGAGCUGGAGGUGAACAAGGAGCGCUUCCGCAUGAUCUACCUGCAGACGCUGCUGGCGAAGGAGAGGAAGAGCUACGACCGGCAGCGCUGGGGCUUCGAGCGCGCUUCGCGCGGCGCCCCCGACGACCAGGCGGGCGGGGGCGAGGACCACGACCGCGGCGACAGCGAGGAGGCGGCCGCCGAGCCUCCCGCACACGCCAGGCCGCCGCCGAGCGACAAGCCCCCGCGCCCCCGGCCGCCGGCCCUGCGCAAGCUCUCGGCGCACGGCGACUGCUCGGAAGCCGAUCACCCCGCGCUCGGCGACGGCGGCGGCGAGCAGGAGCGCGGCACGCUCGCGGCGGCGGACGAGAGGCUGCCGAGGGAAGCGGGGCUGGGCUCCUCGGCCAAGGCCCGCCAGGGCCCCGGGGCCGGUGGCGGCGGGGGCAGCAGCGGCCGCCGUCGCCGCCUCCUGAGCGCCGGCGCGGAGAAGGAGGGCGCCCGCGACCUGGCGCGCCAGGAGCGGGGCGGCGGGGCGGCGCCGCGCUCCGGCUUCGAGCGCGCGAGGAGGCCCGCGCCGCCCCAGGCCGCCGCGGAGAAGCCGCUGUACGCCAACCUGGAGUACCACCAUGAGAAGGGGCUGGUGAAGGUCAACGACAAGGAGGUGCCGCGGCACAUCAGCUCGCUGGGCAGCCAGGCCAUGCAGCUGGAGGCGCGCAGGCGGCUGCCCGCGCCGCCGCGGGGCCGCUCGGCCGAGGGCGACGCCGACUAUGAGGACGCCGAGCUGAACGCGCGCUUCCUCCGGGAGCACCUGCUGCCGCUGCCGCCGCCCGACGCCUGGCCGGGGCCGCCGGACUCCCCGCCCUGCCAGGGCGCCCUCGGGGGCGGCGCGGCCGCGCGCGCGGCCGUUCCGGUUGAGGGAGACCCCCCCGGGGGCGGCAGGGGCGCCGCGCUCCUGCGCCAGGGCGCCGCCGAGACCAGCCUCACGUGGCCGCGCUGCUCCUACUCUCCGCCCGCCGGCAGCUUCGAGGACGGCGGCGGCGGCGGGUACACGCCGGACUGCAGCUCUAACGAGAAUCUCACGUCGAGCGAGGAGGACUUUUCGUCGGGCCAGUCCAGCCACGUGUCGCCCAGCCCCACGUCCACCUGCCGCCUCUACCGGGCCAAGAGCCGCUCCCCCUCGCAGCAGUCCUUCGACAGUGGCAGCAGCCCCCCGACGCCCCAGUCGCAACAGCGGCGGCGGCAGCAGCAGCAGGUCGGGGCGCCCGAGGUUGCUGUGGCGGGGAUCCCCAAGAUCUGGGCCUGCGAGAGUGACCUGCCUGCGCCCCGGCCCAGCCCGGACAGCUGCUUCCAUGGUGACUCAGUGUGCUUGGAGUGA